Vavraia culicis subsp. floridensis is the source of this 327-nucleotide messenger RNA. RefSeq lists its product as uncharacterized. The transcript has a single exon. Gene Ontology annotation, molecular function: RNA binding; structural constituent of ribosome. Gene Ontology annotation, cellular component: cytosolic small ribosomal subunit. Lineage: Eukaryota; Fungi; Microsporidia; Pleistophoridae. The coding region runs from base 1 to 327 and encodes 108 amino acids. The record is from RefSeq and is a predicted model, not a curated record.
AUGAAAUUGACACGCGAAGAGAUGCUCACGAUCAAGAAGUACUUUUUUAGAGAAGGUGUGUGCCUGGUUGAGGAAAAGAGCGGUCAGAUACAUUCGGAGCUGGAGAUUAAUGACAAAGAGGUGAUGAAGUUUAUGAUCAGCUUGGUAUCCAAGGGAUUCGCCAGAAAACAAUUUGUUUGGAGGCACGCGUAUUUUUUCAUCACCGAUGAUGGUAUUGAUGCGCUUAAGAAAGACCUUGCCCUUGAUGAGAAUGAAAUGCCUACCACACACCUUGAAAGCAAUUUGAACGUGGGCUAUGCGGUUGAGCACGAAGAAAAGUUGGUUUAA